Odocoileus virginianus texanus is the source of this 1470-nucleotide messenger RNA. It is a transcript of the gene CYP26C1, whose product is annotated as cytochrome P450 family 26 subfamily C member 1. The record is from RefSeq and is a predicted model, not a curated record. Gene Ontology annotation, molecular function: iron ion binding; oxidoreductase activity, acting on paired donors, with incorporation or reduction of molecular oxygen; monooxygenase activity. NCBI's taxonomy places the organism in Eukaryota, Metazoa, Chordata, Mammalia, Artiodactyla, Cervidae. Gene Ontology annotation, biological process: sterol metabolic process.
AUGUUACCCUGGGGGCUGAGCUGCCUGUCCGUGCUGGGGGCGAUGGGCACCGCGCUCCUGGGCACGGGCCUGCUACUCAGCCUGGCGCAGCACCUCUGGACCCUCCGCUGGACGCUGAGUCGGGACCGAGCCUCCGCCCUGCCCCUGCCCAAAGGCUCCAUGGGCUGGCCCUUCUUCGGGGAAACGCUGCACUGGUUGGUUCAGGGCUCUCGCUUCCACAGCUCCCGCAGGGAGCGCUACGGGACGGUGUUCAAGACGCACCUGCUGGGCAGGCCAGUGAUCCGCGUGAGCGGCGCCGAGAACGUGCGCACAAUCCUGCUGGGAGAGCACCGCCUGGUGCGCAGCCAGUGGCCGCAGAGUGCGCACAUCCUUCUGGGCUCGCACACACUGCUCGGCGCGGUUGGAGAGCCGCACCGGCAGCGGCGCAAGAUCCUGGCUCGAGCGUUCAGCCGUGCGGCGCUGGAGCACUACGUGCCUCGCCUGCAGGGGGCGCUGCGGCGGGAGGUGCGCUCCUGGUGCGUGGCCCGCGGGCCGGUCGCUGUCUAUGAGGCCGCUAAAGCGCUCACCUUCCGCAUGGCCGCGCGCAUCCUGCUGGGGCUACAGCUAGACGAGGCGCAGUGCUCCGAGCUGGCCCGGACCUUCGAGCAGUUCGUGGAGAACCUCUUCUCGCUGCCCCUCGAUGUGCCUUUCAGCGGCCUGCGCAAGGGCAUUCGGGCGCGGGACCAGCUGCAUCGGCACCUGGAGGAGGCCAUUGUGCAGAAGCUUCUUGAAGACAAGGCUGCUGUGGAGCCAGGCGAUGCCCUCGAUGGGAUCAUCCACAGCACUAGGGAACUGGGCCAUGAGCUCUCAGUGCAGGAACUGAAGGAGUCAGCUGUGGAGCUCCUCUUCGCCGCCUUCUUCACCACGGCCAGUGCCAGCACAGGCCUCGGUGGCGGCGCUGGGCCCCCGCCCGACUGCGGUUGCGAGCCCGACCUCAGCCUGGCGGCGCUGGGCCACCUGCGCUACGUCGGCUGCGUGGUCAAGGAGGUGCUGCGCCUCCUGCCGCCGGUGUCCGGGGGCUACCGGACAGCCCUGCGCACCUUCGAGCUCGACGGCUACCAGAUCCCCAAGGGGUGGAACGUGAUGUACAGCAUCCGAGACACGCACGAGACGGCCGCAGUGUACCGCAGCCCGCCGGAGGGCUUCGACCCAGAGCGCUUCGGCACUGCGGGCGACGAUGCGCGGGGCGCCGCCGGCCGCUUUCAUUACAUCCCGUUCGGCGGCGGUGCGCGCAGCUGUCUUGGCCAGGAGCUGGCGCAGACCGUGCUCCAGCUGCUCGCGGUGGAGCUGGUGCGCACGGCGCGCUGGGAACUGGCCACGCCUGCCUUCCCCGCCAUGCAGACCGUGCCCAUUGUGCACCCGGUGGACGGGCUACGGCUCUUUUUCCACCCUCUUGCGUCUCCGGCGGCGCAGGAUGGGCAACGCCUCUGA